This is a messenger RNA of Erpetoichthys calabaricus (reedfish), 3186 nucleotides long. It is a transcript of the gene tmem205, whose product is annotated as transmembrane protein 205. Bases 163 to 729 code for a protein of 188 amino acids. NCBI's taxonomy places the organism in Eukaryota, Metazoa, Chordata, Cladistia, Polypteriformes, Polypteridae. The record is from RefSeq and is a predicted model, not a curated record. The transcript has 4 exons.
UCAAGUGCUGCCAGUGGGCGGGGUUUCGUCGAAGCUGGAGGAAGUUUGUUUUAGUAGACGCGGUCACGUCUAAGUUCACUGGGGACUGACCGAAGGGACGUGAAGAGGCUGAAGCGCAGCAGUCGAGGUGACGCAUAACGUGUGUGACGUGAGAUCUUCAGAAUGCCAACUGAAGGGCAGCCCACCGACUUGGUGAAAGUUGCACACCUGCUGAUCCUGUCGGCCUGCUGGGGAAUGCAGCUGUGGGUCACAUUUGUAGCAGGGUUUGUGAUGGCGGCUGGUGUGUCUCGCCAUACCUUUGGUCAGGUCCAGAGCAAGCUGUUCCCGUUUUAUUUCUACGGCGUGCUGGGCUCGUCCUUCCUUAACUUGGCCAUCUACGCUGUGUAUCAUCCCAGAGAACUUCUGGACACCCAUGAGUCAGUGCAGAUUGGCCUGUUCUUUGCGUCUGUGGUCCUUGCAGGCCUCAAUGCCCAGUGGUUUGGUCAGACGGUGACAGACACAAUGCUGCAGAUGCAGGAAAUUGAGAAGGAGCACCGCCUCGGAGACGAAGUGGGAAUGAAAGCCAAGAAAGAAGCCUACAAGACCCUCCGGGAGAAGGACCCCAAAUACAAGAGUCUGCGUAGCACCUUCUUCCGCUACCACGGCCUGUCGUCCCUCUGUAACUUGCUGUGUGUGUUGUGCACGGGCGCUAACCUCUGCUACACAGCUCUUAACCUUCAGACCAUUUGAGGGGCCUUCCUCAGACGCGCAUAUCGUCUUGAUCAUCUUACCUACUGACUAAAAACUGAGGCAGAGCGGCGAUUCAAUCCACUCUCUUAACAUUACAGUUCAGAUUUUCAAAUCAUAAAUUUAAGUUGUUUUAUUUGCCGAAGUUGAAAUUUCAAAAGCCGGGAUACACUACUUAGGAAAUGCUUUAUAUGGCUUCAUCUAUUCACUAAAUUGCAGAUUGCAGCAAGUUAAUUGGGGUGGAAAAGGACAUAGUAUAUGGUACUGCAAUAGGCUGAUAUUUAAUAUUUUUCAUCUACAGGUUGUACUAACAUAGAAAUAUCAUUUUAGACGCACUCAUUUUUGGUACAGGCCCCGUCUACUGAAUACAGAAUGCUAAUCUUGGGAUUUGGUAGGACGCCCCCCAGCACAAGAUGAAUGACAGAUGCACUAGGAGUGUGCCAUUACCUUAAAACCGCGCCACACGUCAGACAAUUGUUGGGAUGUAGUCGUCCAUUUCUUGACUGAACCCGUUUUUUCCAUUUCAGAAUCAAAAGACACCAGAAAGCAUGCUUGGCCACUUCCCCCCCAAGUUAAAGUGUCCUGGUUAGACUGGUGAUUGUCAGCGUGGAGUCUGUAUGCUCUCCUGUGUCUUCUGGGCUUUCCUUCCACAUCUUAAAGAUGGUUCUGUUCUGUCAGGGGGAGCAGGGACUGCGCCAUGUGAAGGACUUGCCUGUCGUUCAGGUUUGGUUCCUGUGUAGCCUUCAGUGUAGUCAACCUUGGAUUUCCUGCUUGAGGAAAUUGACGAAUCUUCAAAUGAAACAUUAAAUUGACUAUUUUUGCAUUAGGAGAUACGAGAGAACAAUCUAGAACUCUAAUCUACUUUUUCAAAUAAUGUCCAUAUCUUCCAUUGUUUCAUAAAAUUUAAAGAUCUGUAGACAGACCAUAAAUGUUGGGGGACAGUCAGCUGAAGAACUGCUAGGGUCCUUUUGGCCUGGAUAACACACAAGACCUUCAAACCUGCUCCUGUUAGGCCCACAUCGGCCUCUGUGUCCGGGGAGCAGCUGUCAUGGUGGUGGUGGUGGUGAGGUUUGAGCGUCUGCUCACCUGUAAUGGUGAAAAUGAGAGAACAAUCUAGAACUCUAAAUUUUCAAAUAAUGUCCAUAUCUUCCAAUGUUUCAUAAAAUUUAAAGAUCUGUAGACAGACCAUAAAUGUUGGGGGACAGUCAGCUGAAGAACUGCUAGGGUCCUUUUGGCCUGGAUAACACACAAGACCAUCAAACCUGCUCCUGUUAGGCCCAAAUUGGCCUCUGUGUCCGGGGAGCAGCUGUCAUGGUGGUGAGGUUUGAGUGUCUGCUCACCUGUAAUGGUGAAACUUAAAGGAUCAAUGGGUUGUCGUCCCACUGAGCUAACGUUGUUCUGUAUUCAAACGUAGUGAGGGAGGUCGUACAACGCGUCGGCCAUAGCUGACGAUGCCACUGCUGUGGUGCUGCCAGGCCUUUCUAAGUUCACAUUGAGUUCCUACAACAUUCCAGACAUGUGCUGCCAGGCCAAGCGAAGGACUAAAAUGCAAACCCAUCAACUUCAUUACAGUAUCUCUGGAACAGGUUUUAAUUAAUAGUUGUAGCACUCCCAAUCGGAAUUUCUGAAAUAGGAGAAAACGUUUUGUGAUGCAAAAUAAAGCAGUAACAUUUUUGAACGUGGUAAAGAUUAUCUAGCCAGGGAGCGGCAAGUCCCGUUUAAUUUAAAUGUAGACAAAUGGAUUUCGAAACCAAGCCAUCAAUCACCGGGUCACCAUUUAUUUACUGGACUGUUGUGAACGAGCGUGCGUUUAUGAGAGGUCCCACUAACUAACACGACCGAGUUAUUUAACGUAUUGGAUAAUCUAACGCCAGCUCGAGGGGUCUGUACGCCAGUACUUGGUCUGUAUAGCUGCAGUGGACUCCAAACAGAUCUCUGGGAUGUAGCAAACCACAAAUACGACGACUCGGACAGUUUAAUUCAUAAUUCAGAAAGGUGCUUUUUUAUACACACGUUGUUUAAGGAUUAUUUUGAGAGAGCAUUCCUUUAGUGUGUCGGGUUUACUCACAAGGCCCAUUAAAAGACUGAAGCCUCUUGACGACUUGCUGCAAGCUGGUCCAUAAAACUGGCGAGUGGAUAUAUAAAGGUGGUGCCUGCCUGUGAACUGGGCCAUGGACUUACAGUAAGAAAAGCUGCAGAAAUUAAAUGCUGUGAAACACAUUCGAUUAUUUUUCUUGGUAUGAUAUUUUUCAGACAUUUCUUUAAAGCAUUCCUUAUUUAUUUCAUGGUUUGCUUUCUUUCAAUUAUGAAAAUGCCAUCCUAUUAAGUGUAACUAUAGUAAUGUGCUUAAAAUGAUUAUGCGUAAACCAAUUGAUAACUUUGUUCCUUUUGUCUUUAUAAAGCGUAUUUGUAAAGCAAUUAUGAAUGCUGAUUAAAUAAACAUUGAAAAGAAAAAAAAUA